AUGUCGCUCUUCGGCACUUCGCCCGACAACGACAGGCCACGCUCCGCCCUCUUUGCCGACGACCUCGCCAGCGCCGGCUCCGAGUCCCCUCCACGCUCCGUCUCGCGCCUGGCCAACACGACGACCAGCAGCGUAGCCGGGACCACCCUGUUCGCCGACGACGACGAUCCGGGAGCCUCGUCGCCAUGGGCGCUGCCGACGCCGCGCCAGCGCACCAGUAACCUGCAGGCGCUGCUGCCGGCGGGCGCGGCCGUGCCGUCGAGCUACGGCGCUGCGUUCGAGGCCGUCAUGGCGGCGGGAGCUCGCUUCGGCGGCGGAGCGGGCCUCACGGGCGUGCGCCGCGUGCUCAGCGCCAGCGGCCUGGCUCCCGACGAGCAGCGCCAGGUGCUGGAUCUGGUGGUGCCCGAGGGGCGGCUCGAGUCCGGGCUGGGGCGGGCCGAGUUCAACGUGCUGUGUGCGCUGGUGGGGCUCGCGAGGGAGGGCGAGGAUGUUUCGUUGGAUGGCGUGGAUGCUCGGAGGGACGAAGACGAAGAAGAACAAGUAGCUAACGUAUUGCCCGCCGCAGACCUCCCCGAACCACACCUAGACGUGGCGCUCCUGCGCGAGCCCGUCGACGACGACAACAACAACAACAACAACAACGACUACCUCGCACCGCCGCCUCCUCCAUCCGGCAUGGCUACGACGCCACCGGUGGGCGCAGAUGCCACAGGCACGCUCAAGCACGCACCCAUCACCCCGACGACGCGCAAGACGUCGUUCGGCCUCGACGCCGACCCAUGGAACAGCCCCGACCUGCACAAGGGCCACACGCACCGCGUGGAGCAGGCCAAUGCCACGCUGAGCGGCGCCAAUGGGCACCACAGCGUCGGCAGCGUCAACGCGCGGCCCGCAGGCGCCGUCAGCGCAACUGACGACAGGCCCGAGGACGCUGCGUGGGGCGGCGGCGGCUUCGGCGCGGGCACCACGACCAGCAGCAGCGGCGUGUUUGGCGCGCCGGUCGGCAACGCAGUGAUGGUGGGCGAGAGCGGCAUGGCAGCAGCAGCAGUAGCAGGCGGCGAGGGCGGAGACGGCGCCGUCGCAAAUGCCGCGAGCCCCGACGCGGAUUUGGUGGGCUUGGGGCGCGUGCUGGGAGGCGACCCGCUGUCGGAGAGCACGACGACGGGGCCCGACGAGGUCGUCACCGUCGCCGUCAUCCCCGAGAAGGAGGGCAUCUUCCUCUUCCAGCACCGCAACUACCAGGUCACGAGCGUGCGGCGCAACGCCAAGGUCGUGCGGCGGUACAGCGACUUUGUCUGGUUGCUCGACUGCCUGCACAAGCGGUAUCCGUUCCGGCAGCUGCCGCUGCUGCCGCCCAAGAGGGUGUCGAUCAACGGCAACUACAUCGCGACAGACGCAUCCUUUGUCGAGAAGCGGCGGCGCGGGCUGGCGCGCUUCGCAAACGCGCUGGUGCGCCAUCCCGUGCUCAGCCAAGAGCAGCUCGUAAUCAUGUUCCUCACAGUGCCAACGGAACUCGCAGCAUGGCGCAAGCAAGCGCAACUAAACCUGCAAGACGAAUUCGCAGGCCAAACGACCCUGCCCCCAGGCCUCGAAGACGCGCUCUCCCCGCAACUGAACGAGCUCUUCGAGCGCGUACGCGCCGGCGUCAAAAAGAGCGCUGAGACGUACAUCGCGCUGUGCACGCUCGUCGAGCGGCUGGCCAAGCGCAACGAAGCCAUGGCGGCAGACCACAUGCGCGCCUCGCUCGCGCUGCAAACGCUCGCCUCCUCGUCCGCAGCGACGUACGCGGCCGAGCCGGCGGACGUCGCAGCCCUGAACGCGGGGCUGGGCGCGACGGCGCGGCAGCUGGGCGGCGCGCAGAGCCUGUUGGAAGACGAGGCGCGCGCGUGGGACGAGGGCGUGCUGGAAGAUCUGAAGAGGCAGCGGGACGGGCUCGUUGCGCUGAGGGAGUUGUUUGAGCGCAGGGAUAGGCUGGAUAGAGAUAAUAUCCCCGCGCUGGAGAAGAAGAUUAAGUCUGCCGAGGGGAAGCUGGAUGCGCUGGCGAAGAAGCCGGCCGAGCUUGUGAAGCCGGGGGAGAGGGAACGGGUCGAGGAGAGUAUUGUUCGGGACAAACAAGCCAUCGUGGCCGCGCACGCACGCUCCGUCCUCGUCAAGCAGGCUCUACGCGACGAGUUGCGCUGGGCUCGCCAAGGCCAGCUCCACGUCGCGCGCUGGGUGCAGGACUGGACGGCCGAGCGCGUCAAGUACGCCGAGUUGCAGGCGGAUGGGUGGAGGGUGCUGGGCGAGGAGCUGGAGGGCGUGCUGGGGGGUGGCGCGUAG
Molecule: messenger RNA, 2319 nt
Organism: Aplosporella prunicola CBS 121167
Lineage: Eukaryota; Fungi; Ascomycota; Dothideomycetes; Botryosphaeriales; Aplosporellaceae
Exons: 5
Coding region: 1-2319 (772 amino acids)
Biological process (GO): protein targeting to vacuole; retrograde transport, endosome to Golgi
Cellular component (GO): endosome
Molecular function (GO): phosphatidylinositol-3-phosphate binding
Source: RefSeq, a predicted model, not a curated record